AUGGCACUCACUCAUCUGGGUCUGUACAACCCACCGGAACAUGAAGAUUAUACAUGGGAAAAUCCAACCAAUUAUGUUCUCAUAUUAGAUGGCUCAUCUCCAUCUCUAGUCCCAAUCCCAGUCCACAUCGUAACAGCAUCCAUAAAGAAGAGACUUCAGGUGGUGCCAUACGCCCAUUUCAUGGAGAAAAUAUUAGGUCUACACAAAGAAGAAGGUGAGGAGGAGAAUAAGGUGUGUGCAGUGUGCUUGGAUUGCAUUGAGAGCAGCCAUGAGAUUAGGGUUUUGUGCAAUUGCUGUCAUCUGUUUCACAGAGAGUGCUUGGACCAUUGGGUGGAUGAGGGUCAGGUGACAUGCCCUCUCUGUAGAUCUAUGUUGCUUCCACCCGAGGGAAAUCUAAACCUCCUCAGAUGUGGUGGCGGUGAUGGUGGCGGCAACGGCGGUGAUCCGUGGAUGGUGGAAAGGAAUGUUAGCUGA
Cornus florida is the source of this 474-nucleotide messenger RNA. Its product is annotated as brassinosteroid-responsive RING protein 1-like. The transcript has a single exon. Gene Ontology annotation, biological process: protein ubiquitination. Lineage: Eukaryota; Viridiplantae; Streptophyta; Magnoliopsida; Cornales; Cornaceae. The record is from RefSeq and is a predicted model, not a curated record. Bases 1 to 474 code for a protein of 157 amino acids. Gene Ontology annotation, molecular function: ubiquitin protein ligase activity; zinc ion binding.